Balaenoptera musculus (blue whale) is the source of this 1970-nucleotide messenger RNA. It is a transcript of the gene CATSPER3, whose product is annotated as cation channel sperm associated 3. Gene Ontology annotation, biological process: monoatomic ion transport; transmembrane transport. The record is from RefSeq and is a predicted model, not a curated record. The transcript has 8 exons. Gene Ontology annotation, cellular component: membrane. Gene Ontology annotation, molecular function: monoatomic ion channel activity. NCBI's taxonomy places the organism in Eukaryota, Metazoa, Chordata, Mammalia, Artiodactyla, Balaenopteridae. Bases 679 to 1881 code for a protein of 400 amino acids.
UUAAUCCCAAGAAUUGAGCAGAGCAAAAAUCCCUAUUGCUCUUGUACCUAAAACAUCUCUACCCCAAGGCUCGUCCCUUACACUCUCUUUAGGUGGUUCAUAUGUGCACAUUCUGUGUCCCCAAUUAGCCAGUGCUGGGCAUGGAUAACCUCUGCUCCUCCUGUUUCUUGUGUUCUAGCCCCAAAACCAUCAAAAUCUUUCCUCGUCCUUCCAGGUGUCUCCAGUGCUGUGCCCUGGCUGUGUGCUCUUGCUCUUAGAAGCCCAGAGAAUUUUGCUUUCCCCUCUUCCAUGACCCUUAACCUGUUCUAACACAUUAUUAAUGGCCUCUGUCUGUCAGUUGGGAGCACUUCCUGAAGGAGGGGCUUUUGUCUGGCCUGUCUCUCAGCUUUAGCCCGGAGCGUCACAGUUGCAGGGUGCUCGUGACUCUUUUGCUGAACAGAGGUGCUCGGUCUCCUUGGCAAGAGAAGAUCUGUGGGAUCCUCCAAUGGGGAGCUCUCCCCUCCAGGGGCCUGCUGGCUAGUAACAUACCAGAAUGUCCAAGAGUGACUUCAUAAAGCAACGAUGCCCUCUGUGGACCCUUCUCUGAGGCCUCUUGGAAUCUAGAUGCUGAGGAGAUUCCUAAGCAGAGAUUUUCUGUUGGAUGGUAAAAGCAAGGAAUAAAAAUUGAAAAUUUGGAAAAUGUCUCAACACUUUUAUCACCAGAACCACACAAGAGUCAUUUCUAGCUCACUGUUAGAGAACGUGUUGCUGCUGUUCUAUGAGACGUUAUGGAAAUUUCAGAGGAAAGAUACUCAGUGUCAGGCAUUUGUGAAGAGAGUUAUAAUGAGUCGUCUCUUUAAGAUAAUUAUGAUUAGCACCGUCUCAACGAAUGCCUUUUUUAUGGUCUUGUGGACUGAUUAUAAAACAAGAUACAACUUGUUCAGACUUUUUGAGGUCUCAGAGCUCAUCUUUGUGUCCAUCUAUAGCUCCGAGUUCUGCAUGAAGCUCUACGUGGACCCCAUCAACUACUGGAAGGAUGGCUACAACCUGCUAGAUGUGAUCAUUAUCAUCAUCAUCUUCAUCCCCUACAGUCUCCGCAAGAUCAAGGGCAAGCACUACCCCUACCUCAACAUUGCCGAUGGCGUACAGUCCCUGCGCAUUCUCAAGCUUGUCACCUAUAGCCGCGGCAUCCGGACGCUCAUCACCGCUGUGGGGCAGACAGCCUACACCGUGGCCUCUGUGCUCAUCCUGCUCUUCGUCCUGAUGUACAUCUUCGCUGUCCUGGGCUUCUGCCUAUUUGGAGUUCCAGAGAGGGCUGACCUGAAUAACUGGGGGAACCUGGCUCUGGCCUUCUUUACCCUCUUCAGCUUGGCCACGGUCGAUGGCUGGACAGACCUGCAGCAGCAGCUGGAUGCCCGGAAUUUUAUUCUGAGCCGUUCGUUCACCAUCAUCUUCAUCUUGCUUGCCUCCUUCGUCUUCCUUAGCAUGUUCGUGGGUGUGAUGAUCAUUCACACUGAGGACUCUGUCAAAAAGUUUGAGCGGGAGCUGAUGCUAGAGAGACACAUGACACUCAUGGAAGAGAAGCAUGUGAUUUUGAAGCGGCAACAGGAGGAGGUCAGCAAGCUGAUGCAGACACAGAAGAACGUUGACCACAAAAGUUUCACUGAGCUGGUGGAGAAGUUCAAGAAGACCCUGCGGCACACUGACCCCAUGGUCUUGGAUGAUUUUGGCACGAGCCUACCCUUCAUUGAUGUCUACUUGUCCACUCUGGACAACCAGGAUGCUACCAUCUACAAGCUUCAGGAGCUGUACUACGAGAUCGUGCACGUGCUGAGCCUGAUGCUUGAAGACUUGCCCCAGAAGAAGCAGUCCCAGUCCUUGGAGAAGGUCGAGGAGAAGUAGCUGGAUGUGGGCACCCAGGCACCGAGGGCCUCGCAGGCUGUGACACCCUGUCCCGCCAAUUAAACACAGGUUUUCUGAGUUGGCCUCUU